Molecule: messenger RNA, 798 nt
Organism: Prorocentrum cordatum
Lineage: Eukaryota; Dinophyceae; Prorocentrales; Prorocentraceae
Source: the annotation of a GenBank genome assembly
CAUGGACGGCCAGCAGGCGGUGGAGCCAAAGAAGAACGACGAGGCCGAAGGAGAAGAGGAGGCCGACGAGGAGCAGGCGGCCGCCAAAGAUAUCGCUGACGAGGAGGGGGGCGGCGACGAUCAGCAGGACAGCACGGAGAUGGGCAUCAGCAAGGACAGGAUACUCGCCAGGAUUCGCGAGUUCCUCGAAUACAGCGACGUGAUCAGUGACCAAGAAUUGCUCCGCAUGGUUGAUUUCCUCCAUCAGGGUCUGAAGGGUAUGACCGAACAGACCAAGGACCUGGACCUCGUGAACCUGUCCGACUUCUGCACCGCCUGCUGCACCAACGAGCCCUUGUCGUUCGACUCCCUGGUGCAGCUCUUCGACAAGGACCGGAAGACAGGCGUGCUGGAGAGGAUCUUCGUGGACGACGACAUCUCUGCGGUGCACCACGCUGCCUCCAGGGGAAACCUGAACCGCGGGGCGAGCCUGAUGACGAUGACGGCGGGGAAGACGCAGGGGGGCAUCGCGCACUCCAACCUGAAUCGGCUUCUCACCGACGUGCAGGCGCUCGUCACGAAAGUCACCGACGCAGAGGUCAGGGCCCGCGACGCAGGGCGCGAGGUCGACCUCGACGACGACACGAUGGACUUGCUGGGCGAGGACACCGAGGCGGGCGCGUUCACGUUCCCGGAGCCCUUGCAGGCGAGCCACCGCGAGUCCUGCACAGUGACUAAGGUGGACCCAGAGGAGCCGUCGGAGGAGAUCGGCAAGAGCUGAGCCCUACUGCGGUCAAGCGCCUCGCUUAAGUGUUCCUG